GCCGUGAAGCUCAGCCAGCCUGACCCGUGAACCAGACCGAGUGAAGACCAGCGCGUGAGGGAAAGCGGACUGAAGUCAGACCAGAAUCAUGGACCCUGAGCUCCCUCUGUCUUCACUGAGGAUUUAAACUCACCUGGACGAAAGAGAGGAAACCAGGUCACAAGAGCAGAAGAGCGACUGAGAUUCACCGCAGCCAAAGCCCAGCUAGGCCAUGCUCGCGCUAUGACCACCACAAUGGUUCAGUCUGUGAUGUUGACAGUCCUGAUGCAUGUUUUCCUGCUGUCCCACGGUGCUCAGUGUUCGGAGCCUGUAGAGAGAGCCUCCCAUCCCUCAGGUGCCCUGGACCUCCCAUGGCAGGAUGAGCUGUGCUGUGACUCACCUUCAGCCCACCUGCCUGCGGAGGGAGGCGAGGCGAACCGCUCUGAAUCAAACCUCCCACACCGCCGCCGCUGCAGCUUCAGGGCCGCGACAGCCCAGUCACAUCCUCAUGAGCCCUCUGCCGGCACCUGUUUGGACAUACUGUGCAGAAUCGAUGAAAACUGGGAAAAUUUAACUUGUGACCUGCAGUCUCACAGUCCACCAUCAACCACGCUGGAUGCUGGUCUCAUGGCAGUUAGCUUACAGCGUCUGUUGUCUCAGAAAGAGGACACCAAGGCAAGCGAUGGGGACACUGCAGCUGAUGAUCCUGUUGUCUGUGAAGCAGAGGAUUCCUUCAUGUGUUCAGUCAGCCUUGACGCUACGACAAGCUUUGUCACCGUGGUAACCGUCAGCAUCUCUGACGCCACAGCUCCGCCAGUCCCACUCAGAAUACCUGCCCGACCUGUGAAACCAAGUCCUCCAGUCAACCUGUCACAUGUGCAGACCAUUGAGGCGGAGCUGAUCCUACACUGGGACGACCCAUCGGACUCUGAUACCGGCCCGCUGAGAUACGAGGUCCGAUACUCUUCCAACACCACUCAUCCGGCCUGGCAGGUGAUGGCUCCACAUGGAGAGCCCAGGUUGCCUCUGGAUCUGAAGCCCAGACUGAACUACACCAUCCAGGUUCGCUGCUCCAGCCUGGACCAGCCCCCGCUGUGGAGCGACUGGAGUGAACCUCACCACAUCUACCUGGACACGGUGAGCUACAUCCCUGAGAAAGUGGUGGCGCGACCGGGGGAGAACGUCACGGUGUACUGCGUGUUCAACGACCACAACAUCAACGCCAGCACGGCCAUGUGGAUGCUCAACUUCCAGCAGCCGCUUCAUCGCAGUCAGUACCACCCUGUCAACCAAUGGGUCAGCCAGAUCACGGUGCGUCCCUCGGAGACUCGGAUGUACGAGCUGCUGCAGUGUACUCAGGAGUGGACCAUCCCAUACAGCCAGAUCUAUGUGGAAGGAGCUUCCAUCGACAUCCACUGCGAAACCAACGGCGACAUCGAUGCUAUGGACUGCAGCUGGAAGAACACGCAGUGGACUAAACCCAAAUUCAGGUCCAGGUGGGCGGACCUGUCGUGUGACGUGAUGGAGGAGAGGGAGAGAGCGGGCGAGAAAGUUGGGGAGAUGGGACCUGCUUGCCUGCAGGUCCGAUCCAAACAGAAAACCUGCACCAUCCAGCCUCUGAGGAUGAACUGCUACAAGCUGUGGCUAGAAGUGUCGUCCAUACUGGGCCCCAUCAGGUCUAAACCCGUCUACCUGUCCCCCAUAGAUCAUGUGAAACCCCACACACCCACUAAUGUGAGGGCAGUGAGCCGGAGCAGUGGCGUCCUGAGGGUCAUGUGGGAGCCUCUGCCUCUGCCGGUCGAGGGGCUCCAGUGUCAGUUUCGGUACCACGCCCCGUCCGCUGUGAGAGCCCAGUGGAAGGUCCAGAGUCCAGUGCGGGUGCCGUGGGCGGAGGUCGCGGUGUCCGACAUGUGCCAGGUGUACGUGGUCCAAGUACGCUGCAAGCACACCAACGGCACGGGCUACUGGAGCGAAUGGAGCGAAUCCGUCUACUCCACACCGCAGAACAGCAGAGCUCCAGAGCGUGGUCCUGAUUUCUGGAGAGUUCUCCAAGAUAACCCACACAGAAACCAGACUAAUGUCACUCUGCAAUUUGAGCGUCUCCAAACAUCAGGACGCUCGUACUGCGUGGAUGGAUUUAUUGUCCAGCACCAGGACUCGAGUGGCUCUGUGAUGAGGAAACAGAUCGAGCUGGCGUCCUCCUACAGCUUUGAAUGGAACCAGCUGCCCCAAACUGUGACUGUGGCGGCCUACAAUAGUCUGGGGAGCUCCGCCGACAACAUCAACAUGACGCUGGAGAGACAGCCCCGACGCCGCUGCCUGCGUUCGUUCACUGUGCUGGUUAUCAACAGCACCUGUGUGUCCCUGUCCUGGACUCUGAUGGAGAACAGCUCUGUGCCCCUCUUCAUGGUGGUCCAGUGGUCUCCACAGAGGCAGCAGGACUCUGAUCAUCACAGAGGCCAGAGUGGAGUAACAUGGGCCAGGCUGCCGUACACUGGCCGUCCCACCUAUCUGAGAGGUGAUUUCUUCGCCUCCAAGGAAUGUGGCUUCUACUUGUACCCUGUGUUCGCUGAUGGAGAAGGCGAGCCAGCGUACGCCACCGCCACCAGAGGAGACGCUGCAGCCUACAUGAUGCUGAUGAUCGUCUCCUUCCUCUCCAUCGUCCUGUUCGUCACCCUGGUCCUCUCCCAAAACCAGAUGAAAAAGUUUGUGUGGAAGGACGUGCCCAACCCAAACAAGUGCUCCUGGGCCAAAGGACUCGACUUCAAAAAGGCUGACACCUUUGACCACCUGUUCCGACCUCCAGAAGGCCUCCCAGCCUGGCCGCUGCUCCUGCCCUCUGAGAACAUUUCCAAAGUCGUCAUAGUGGACAAGGUCGAUCUCUCAGCUCUGACCACAGCUUUGGUCCAAGCCCCUCUCGUGUCCCUCACUCCAGACCCAGCCUUAUCCAUCUCCCUUCCACCAGAGGUCGACCAGGCCCAACCCGUGGAGAGUGAGGCGCCCCGAGGUGCAGCUCCUUCCUUUGCACUCAAUCUGGAUGUUUUAACCAGUUCGAACCCGAAAUUAGAUCAGCUACAGCUAGUGGAGCCCGGAGCAGACCAGCCCCCACGCAGCACCAACGGCUCUGCUCAGUCUUCAGUCACAUACGCCACCGUGCUGCUCUCUCAUCCGAAGCAGCAUCUCCACUAUAAGGAUGGCAGCGGCAGCAGCUCCAGCGACGAGGGCAAUUUCUCUGCCAACAACUCAGACAUUUCGGGAUCUUUCCCCGGUGGCCUGUGGGAGCUGGACGACCCGCGGCGCUCCUACAACUCUGUGGAGGAGCUUUCUGAACCAUCAGAGCAAGAAGACGAAGGGGAGGCAACAGAAGAGAAGGACUUGUAUUAUCUAAGAAUGGACUAUCCAGCAGAGGACGAGGACAGCGAGGAAGAUGAAGAGCAGAAGGAAGAGGCGACAAAGACUGGACUGCUUAAAAGCAUAGCUUUGAACAGAGAGGACCAUCGCGCGGAGUCGCACCCUUUGCUCGGCCCCGAGGACUCGAGCGAGCUGCUGUCAGCGUCGACGCGUGGCUGCUCUCCGCUGUACCUGCCUCAGUUCAGAACUGCUCCAUGCACGAGGCAGCUCACGGCUCGCCCACAAGACACCCCAGGCGUGACAGUCAGUCGAGAUCCCGCAUCUACCAAAGUGGAUUUGCAUAUGUUCCCUCAGACAUAGUGAGGUGUUGAGCUGGGAAAUGUAAAAAUACCUCGACUUGCGUAUGAUUGCAAAUUGUUUUUCAUCAGUGCUGCUAUUGUGUUCUGUGGGGAAAGACGUCAGGAGGGCACAAGCCUCAAUCGUAGGCAUUUCUUUAUUUCUUUAUGGGGCUUUGGAGCCCAGAUUCUACUGUGCCAUGCUGCUCCUCUGCAGUCGGUCACUGAUGCUGAGGAUAUUAAACUCACAUAUUUUCAAUGGAGGCCAGGCGAGUGGAAUAAACUACGGUUACUGCUCCCAGAGAGCAGCGGGCAGAUUGUACAAGCAGAGGAUUGGUCAUCAGGAAGGGAGCAGUGGAGGAGGGCGGCAUGUUGUGGCUUCAAACAUACAGCACAUUUCACAGGUGGUCAUACCUUACAUGCAUAGAAAAAAAGAUGCGGUAAUGCUGCACGUGCCUUCAUUCACUCAUCCGCUCCCAACGUCAUGCAGGAGGCAACUGUGCUUCAUUCUCUGCUGAAUUAUUUCAGCUGCAACUUGAGCGAAACAUGAGAGAGGUUCAAAGAGAAUAAAUAAAGGCACAGAAAGCCAGCGAGAAAAGGCACAUAAUCUGCUCAGUUCUGGUUUCCUCAAAGCACAUUAGACUGUGAAGUGAAGGCAAACCUUGGAUGUAACUCCAAAGCUAUUAGUGAGACUGCGUGAAAGCAGUUAAUAAGAAAGCAGAUGUAGUCUGUGAGGAACUGCAGGUGGUUGUUGGACACAGACUUUACUGCAUUUGUAGGCAGCUUGCGCAACAACAUCUGCAUGAGCUAACUCACCCACCAACCCAAAGAAUGUCUUUUUGUACUUUGUGCUGUCAUGUAUUUGAGAGUCUGUUACAGUCUGUGAGAAAUGUGAUACCUGUUUUCCCGUGUUUGGCCAUAAACACCUGCUGUCUGGUGUAAAUGGUGUCAACAAAGUGAUGUAUAUUUGAGGUAGGAAUAUGCUGAGACGUGGUUGACAGAAAUUGUUGUUGUAUUGAGAUCUUUUGUCUAUUUUUCAUGGUGAAAAUAAAGUGUUUAAUGU
This is a messenger RNA of Chelmon rostratus (copperband butterflyfish), 4728 nucleotides long. It is a transcript of the gene lepr, whose product is annotated as leptin receptor. The coding region runs from base 223 to 3690 and encodes 1155 amino acids. Gene Ontology annotation, molecular function: cytokine receptor activity; protein binding. Lineage: Eukaryota; Metazoa; Chordata; Actinopteri; Chaetodontiformes; Chaetodontidae. The transcript has 21 exons. Gene Ontology annotation, biological process: cytokine-mediated signaling pathway; immunoglobulin mediated immune response. Gene Ontology annotation, cellular component: external side of plasma membrane. The record is from RefSeq and is a predicted model, not a curated record.